Molecule: messenger RNA, 1865 nt
Organism: Suillus discolor
Lineage: Eukaryota; Fungi; Basidiomycota; Agaricomycetes; Boletales; Suillaceae
Product: DNA polymerase subunit Cdc27-domain-containing protein
Exons: 10
Coding region: 18-1820 (600 amino acids)
Biological process (GO): DNA synthesis involved in UV-damage excision repair; DNA strand elongation involved in DNA replication; nucleotide-excision repair, DNA gap filling
Cellular component (GO): delta DNA polymerase complex; nucleus
Molecular function (GO): DNA-directed DNA polymerase activity
Source: RefSeq, a predicted model, not a curated record
AUUACUUCACGUCUUCCAUGACAUCCAAGCGAGCCAAAGACUUCCUCACUAAAGAACUGUUUAUUAAGAAAAAUGUGGUCACAUUCCGGUCUUUGAGUCGCGAGCUCGAUAUUCACGUCAAUGACGCCAAAAAUGAGCUUGCCGCGUAUCUAGCGGACACUGCAAACACCGACACGCCAUCAUUCGCAACGUACAUGGUCUCUGGUCAAAUCGCUCCACUGCACACCAAUGGAAGCCUGCUUGAUGCAAUGGACGUCAGCGAUGAUGACAAUGCACACCAAUCUGUAACGCGCUCGAAGAUAGUUUUGGUAGACUGCGAUGGUCUGCAAGACGCGAAAGCUCAAUUCACCCGUAUUCAUUCCGUUUAUAUAUACAGCUUGUCACCCUCAGUCUUACGCGAUGCCGGCUUGAUUUGCCAACCGACUGUCAAUGUCCGGAAUGCAGACACAAAGGGCAAUGCCGCGCUCAAUGGGAAGAUAAUCAGUGCACACGUGAAGAUCAGGAAUGGACUGCCCAAAAAUGUCUCUGCAGCAUCAUCGUCAAAGACAACGUUAGAUGCGCGAAAGCCAGUCAUGCCCCAACCACAUAUUUUACCGCAAAAAUCAGAGCAGACGACAGACAAGGGUAAGCGGAACGAAGUGUCAAAGGACAAUGUGCAUGCAAAACCACUUGCUACAACAAAAGAGCAACCCAAGCCGACUGGUAAACUAGAUUGGAGCAAAGGCAAGAGUAAGGAGCAGGAGAUCACAUCAGGACCACGCGUCAAGGAUAAGGCCGAGCCUCGAUCUAGACAAGAUACUAAAAUUUCGUCGUCUUCGGCAAAAUUGGCUGAUAAACCGUCGGGUAAUAGUGAUAUGGGUUUGCAAUCGAUGAAGAAGCCUAUCUCAAAGGUACCUGCAGUCGAACCAAAGCGAACUACUAAGCGUAAAUCGCCUGAUCCAUCAGAUUCAGAUGUAGAUGUCGAACACAAGCCAAUGCCCAAAGACGGGAAGGCGAUGCCUUCCGCAAUGAAUCAUGCAAGAGUGAAAAGAGGUGUCGUAGUGUCGGAUGACGAGGAUGAGGAAGCCCCGAGCAAGUUACACAAAAAUAUCACUCGGUCCACUUCAGACUCUGAGAGGAGUCUUGCGGCAAUGAUGGAUAUUGACGAUGACCAAGUUGUCAGGGCAUCCCGCUUGUCCUCUCAUCGCCCCGAUGUUGAGGUAGACGAUACUGGUGACGAGGUCGACCAAACUGACGUAGACGCCCUGAUAUCUAGUCUCGGCGAGGAAGAGGAGGAGGACGUCAAGCCCCAAGCUAAGAAGAGGAAAUCUAAGAAAGUAAUCCCCGUCGGGCGCAAUGGUUUGAAGAAACGUCGCAUCUUAAAAAGUCGCACCACCACCGAUGCCAAAGGCUACAUGCAAACGGAGGAUUAUUCUUCGUAUGAAUCCGUCAGUGAAGAGGAAGCCGUGCCCGAGGAACCGAAAAAGAGGAAAUCAAGGAAAGUGGUUCCCGUCGGACGCAAUGGUUUGAAGAAACGUCGUGUCAUCAAAAAUCGCACUAUCACUGAUGCCAAAGGCUAUACCCAUACAGAAGAAUACUCCUCGUAUGAAUCUGUUAGUGAAGAUGAAGCUGUGGAAGUUGCGCGUGAUGAUGCGAAGAAGACCAAAAGUAAGAAAAAGGCAGAAUCGAAGUCCAAGGAUGAGGCGGGGGACAAGCCGGUACAGGCUAAUUCAAAGAUCAAGGAGACGAACUCUUUACGCGGGACUAAAGCCAAGUCUGGGAAGGCACCGAAACGUGGAGGUCUUUUAAAUUUCUUUGGACCUGACAAGUCGAAGAAAUAGAGGUCAGUUUACACUAGGGAGCAGGCGUUAAUGUAGUUAUGAUUU